Pseudovirgaria hyperparasitica is the source of this 1431-nucleotide messenger RNA. RefSeq names its product TTL-domain-containing protein. Bases 59 to 1330 code for a protein of 423 amino acids. The record is from RefSeq and is a predicted model, not a curated record. Gene Ontology annotation, cellular component: P-body. Lineage: Eukaryota; Fungi; Ascomycota; Dothideomycetes; Acrospermales; Acrospermaceae. The transcript has a single exon. Gene Ontology annotation, biological process: protein modification process.
CUCAAAAAUUCGCAUUUCUUCGACAAAGUCUCCGACCACACAACAAAACCUGCUGACCAUGAAUUUUUCUGCGAUCAUCGACUAUGACGAUGACUACAUACAACCGCUUAUCAUAAGUUCUCUGCAGAAGAGGCUACCAAGUUCCACGUUCGAGCUCAAAGAUUCAAUAGACACCUGUACACCAGCCUCUGCAGUGCUGCAAUUUAGGGACUAUGAGUCUAUUGACUUUCAGCACGCGGUUUCCAACCCACAAAGUCUCGUCAAUGCAUAUAUAAUCCGCAAAGCUCUUAUUCGAAAGCAUUACCUUUCAAACACUGUCUCAAACUGGAUUACGAAACAUCCAGAAACACCAUUGAAAGGCCACGUGAAAGCUUCCGUGGACUUUGAGCUCGACUAUGCAGAGUUCCUCGAUGAUGCGCUAGUUGAAGCCUUUGAGCUCAGAGAGAGCUUCGAGAAGAAUGAAGGCAAGGAGCCACAAGACCGGGAAUGGUGGAUAUUGAAACCAGGCAUGAGUGAUCGAGGGCAAGGCAUUCGGCUCUUCAGCACGGAAGAAGAGCUACAGGAGAUCUUCGAGGAAUGGGAGGCUGAAAACCCUUCGGACUCGGACGAUGACGGGGAGACAUCUGAUACGGAGGAUGCCAGGAACCACGAGAGAGAGGGCGAUGGCAUCAUCACAUCACACCUCCGUCAUUUUGUCGCUCAGCCAUAUAUACACCCACCACUCCUCCUGGAGCCAUCCAUAACAGAUCAUGGACCCCGGAAAUUUCAUAUCAGGACAUAUGUAUUGGCUGUUGGUGCCCUCAAAGUCUACGUACACAAGCCAAUGCUCGCACUGUUCGCCGCACAGCCGUACUCACCGCCCUGGGAAGCAGACUCAGCAGAUGCUCUCCGAGCACAUUUGACGAAUACGUGUCUUCAAGGCAGCGACAUUCGCGAGGGUAGCGUGAACCAAUUCUGGUCAUUGACCAGGCCUCAAAAUGCCCCAGAGGACUGGAAAGAUGCGGUCUGGAGUCAGAUAUGUGACACAACAGGCGCAUUGUUCGAGGCUGCCGCCAGAGGCAUGAUGAUCCAUUUUCAGCCUAUACCAAACGCUUUUGAGAUGUUUGGGCUGGAUUUUAUGGUUGAUGAGGACUUAAACACGUGGCUGUUGGAGGUGAAUGCAUUUCCGGAUUUCAAGCAAACGGGAGAUGACCUGAAGGGUAUCGUUGAGGGCUUCUUUGAGGAUGUGGUGGACCUGGCGAUCAAGCCGUUCUUUGGCUUAGGCAAAGCAGCCGUGGGCGGGAAUGAAAGGUCGAAGCAAGUGCUUGAUAUAGAUCUAGGGAGGAGAUGAUGUCCUGAGAGUUCUAUAUCUCUAGUAUUGUAUCAAAAAGUUUACUCACGUCCGUCAUAUAUACAAGAUCAUCCUCGAUUAACUAUUCACGCUCAACACAC